This is a messenger RNA of Myxocyprinus asiaticus (Chinese sucker), 2236 nucleotides long. RefSeq names its product homeobox protein Hox-D10a. Gene Ontology annotation, molecular function: DNA-binding transcription factor activity, RNA polymerase II-specific; RNA polymerase II cis-regulatory region sequence-specific DNA binding. The transcript has 2 exons. Gene Ontology annotation, biological process: regulation of transcription by RNA polymerase II. Bases 760 to 1755 code for a protein of 331 amino acids. Gene Ontology annotation, cellular component: nucleus. The record is from RefSeq and is a predicted model, not a curated record. NCBI's taxonomy places the organism in Eukaryota, Metazoa, Chordata, Actinopteri, Cypriniformes, Catostomidae.
AUUGAUCUUUAUCUUUUCCUGUAAGGAAUGAUCAGAUUAAAAAAUAUAUAUAUUUACAUGAUAAAAUAUGAAUUAACAAAUUACAACCACAUUUAAAUUCACUUUGCGUCAGACAAUAUGUCCUAACUGGAGAACAGGCAUUUGUGUCAAAAAUUAAUGAUACAUACACAGUCAUAUGAGUUCUAUUAUUAUUCUUUCAGAUGUGAAUUCAAAUUUUAAGUAUGUGGUCGGCGACAUUUAGUCCCACAUCCGCUGGCUCUUUUUGUUCUACAUAAUCUUCAAUAUAGGCGUGAAAAUUCAUAAAGUAUCUGAAGGCAUUUCUUCUUGACCUUGAAUCGGCAUUUAAAGAAGUGCAAAUUAGGCUACGCUAGCUGCUGCCAUUUACUUUCAUUGUUCUUGCUUCUUAUUCAACAGUCUAUAAGUCCACGUCUUUUAUCUUUAUUUUAAAUGUUGUAUGCUGAAAAAUACUUCAACAAUUUUGACCGUCCUGGAACCAAUUUCAAGUCCUCAUUCUAGGUGUCGCUGUUGACCACGUCUGAAACUUCAAAUCAUGUGUCAAUGCGUCCACGUGAUGGGGAAGAGCCUGAGACUCAAGGCCAUUUUCAAAUUUCAUUGGUGAGAGUGUCAUGUGGUUGCAGAGAGACUCUCUGGGUUACACAGGGAUUGUUUUGCUAGAUAUGUCUGCUUACAGAGGACACUUCUCUUCUUCUUCUUCUUCUUCUUCUUAAAAAAAAAAAAAAAAAAAAAAACUCUCCAAAAAUGUCCUUUCCAAACAGCUCUCCUGCUGCUAACACGUUUCUAGUAGAUUCUUUGAUUGGGGCGUGUAGAACAGAUUUUUACUCCAGCAGUAACAUGUACAUGCCAUCCACUGCAGAAAUGGGAACCUAUGGAAUGCAAACCUGUGGACUCCUGCCGUCUCUUGGCAAACGGGGGGAAAUAAACCACCAAAACAUGAGCAUGAACGUCCACUCGUACAUACCUCAAACUGAUAACUGGGCAGAUCCGAGCAGGUCCUGCCGAUUAACGCAACCGCUUAACCAGAUGUCCACCUGCACAUUUUCACAAAGUAUAAAAGAAGAGACUAAUUGUUGUAUGUACUCCGACAAACGAGCAAAAGUCAGUUCGUCCGACAUACCCGCGUACUCCAACCUGAUUCCAGAAUCGUGUUCCGUUGACAGUCCAGAGAUUCCGGUACCUGGCUAUUUUAGGCUAAGCCAAACUUAUGCGACGGCGAAAAACCAGGACUAUGACAACGAGAUGAUGAGCCCAAACACGACGUUAAUGCAGCUGAACAUGUUGACUCCAAAAGCGCAGUCAACGCCCUUUGUCGAGGUGGAAAAGAAGAUCCCGCACGAACGGGACACCAGGAGCUCUUCCCCGGCGCAGAGUCCAGAGCCCAAAGCCAGCACACAGGAGGAGAAGAACAGCUCUACUGAGGCGUCUGUCUCCAGCCCUGAAUUGCCACACAGGGAAAGGAAAGAGUCCAAAAGCGACACACCGACGAGCAACUGGUUAACUGCGAAGAGUGGAAGGAAAAAAAGAUGUCCAUAUACAAAGCACCAGACCUUGGAAUUAGAAAAAGAAUUUUUAUUCAACAUGUACCUGACUCGGGAGCGCCGUCUAGAGAUCAGCAAAAGCGUCAACCUCACUGACAGACAAGUGAAAAUCUGGUUUCAAAACCGCAGAAUGAAACUUAAGAAGAUGAGCAGGGAAAAUCGUAUCCGUGAACUUACCUCCAAUCUCACUUUUUCGUGAGCAUGCAAACAAGUGCAGUUCCUAAAAUUACCCCCCUCUUUUCGGCCCAUAUAGUCUCCUGUAUAAUGAUGACAUGAGGGCAGUGGACACUGUUUGGGUUACUUUCACGUUCCAGUAUUGCUAUUGUGGCUACAUCAUUGUCAUUUGUUGCUACAUCCUUGGUUACAUUUAAAAUGUGAAUCGCUGUGUAACUUUAAUAUGUUCCACAGGGUAUAAAAGUGUUGUCAGGACUUAACCUUGUUGGGUGUGUCAUUUCCAGCGGGAACAGAGCAAAACUGUCGCAGAAACUGUUGAGACAAAAAAAAAAAAACAAAACAAAACAAAAAAAAAAAACACUUUGAACAUGAAAGCACAUUGACAGUGAAGAGUGUCCAUUCUUUCUCCAGUAAAGCGGACAUUUAUCUGGCAUCAUUACAUAUAAAAGUUUCUGUAUAGUGAAUGUUUAAAUAUGUCUUAUCAGUGCAUGUUUGUGGCAUGUGGU